Molecule: messenger RNA, 207 nt
Organism: Necator americanus (New World hookworm)
Lineage: Eukaryota; Metazoa; Nematoda; Chromadorea; Rhabditida; Ancylostomatidae
Exons: 1
Coding region: 1-207 (68 amino acids)
Source: RefSeq, a predicted model, not a curated record
AUGACGGAAAUACCAGUAACACUACGUAACCCUCUUCUUCUUUCUGAAAUGCAUUUGAAUGCACAAAAACAAAACCAAUUUUUAAGUAUUAUAAUUUGGUUGGCCUGCAACUCGGUGGAAACUGUGUGGUACUCCAGAAUAGUGGCGAAGAAAAAAUUUACUAUCACAUUCAAACAGAAGAUCAACAUGAAGGGAACAUUUCAAUAA